This is a messenger RNA of Caenorhabditis angaria, 1142 nucleotides long. NCBI's taxonomy places the organism in Eukaryota, Metazoa, Nematoda, Chromadorea, Rhabditida, Rhabditidae. The record is from the annotation of a GenBank genome assembly.
AUGGGACUUUGCAAGUGCCCGAAACGAAAGGUUACCAAUUUAUUUUGCUAUGAACAUCGAGUAAAUGUAUGCGAAUUUUGCUUAGUUGAUAACCAUCCUAAUGUGAGUUUUUUUCUCGUUGAAAAUUGAAAUUAGGAAAAAGGUAAUUUUUAGUGCGUUGUUCAAAGUUACCUUGCAUGGUUAACCGAUUCCGAUUACGAUCCAAAUUGUGCACUUUGUCAAACACCAUUGAAUUCUGGCGAAACUAUACGUCUGAACUGUCUUCGUAAGUUCGAUAAUUUUUCAAGUUAAAAAUAUCCUAAAUUUUCCCAGAUCUUCUUCACUGGAAAUGUUUCGAUGAUUGGGCUGCAGCAUUUCCAAAUACAACAGCUCCAGCAGGUUAUCGUUGUCCAUGUUGUAGUAAAGAAGUAUUUCCACCACUCAAUGAAGUUUCUCCACUCGUUGAAAAACUUCGAGAGCAGUUGAAAUUAUCAAAUUGGGCUCGAGCAGCUUUAGGUCUUCCAGUUUUACCGGAAUUGAAUCGUCCAAUCACAAAAACUUUUGAUAAACCGAUUCCUCCACCAAUUGUGAAUAAACCAGUGGAAAAUGUUGGAGCUGUUGCUCAUCAAACUCAACGAUCAAUAACUCCCGCAACACAUUUAGAUAUGGAAGAUUCUGCAUCUUUUUCUGUUUCUUCAAGUGAUGUUACUUUUUGUAAGUUUACUUGUAAACAUUCAUUCUGAUGUUUAUUUAUAAAUUUUAGCACGUAAAAAGAAUUUGGGAGAUACUCGUCCAUUGUUACAAAAUGAUAAUCGCGAUGCAGACAAUGAAGCAAAUAAAUAUAAACGUAGACCAGCUGGAGAAUGGAUUCGUGGAUUGUGGAGAGCAAAAUAUGGUCCUGGAGUACCAGAAGAUGGUUUGAGUGGAAGAAAGAAAUUGGUUUUUGUAGUUUUCAUUGCAUUUGUUUCAUUGGUUACUGUGAGUUUAUUCUAGAAUUCUUUAAUUAAUUUCUUCGGUAAAUUGAAAAAAAAACAAAUAUAAAACCUUCUAAAUUUUUGUAGAUUUAUCUUGUUCUCAAACGACUUGGUGUAAAUAAUGACAACGAUCCAAUGUUUGACCCAUUAUCAAAUCCAAACAUCAGAGUUGCUUCGAACAAUGAAUAA